CAAAGGAAAUCCCUCCCACUUGAAGUCCAUUCACUAGUCAUGUACGAGCAACUGAAUUUCAGUCACUAUCAAGCAACCUGAAACAAUCGUUAUUUUCACCGAAGUAGCACAUUUAUUGUAACUAAUAUGUCCUCCAACAACAUGUCGGAUCCCAGGAGACAAAACAAGAUACUACGGUACAAGCCCCCCACCACGGAGACCAACCCCACACUGGAGGACCCCACGCCAGACUACAUGAACCUGCUGGGCAUGAUCUUCAGCAUGUGUGGGCUGAUGCUCAAGUUGAAGUGGUGCGCCUGGAUCGCCGUCUACUGCUCCUUCAUCAGCUUCGCCAACUCCAGGAGCUCUGAGGACACCAAACAGAUGAUGAGCAGCUUCAUACAUCGCGAGCCAGCGGAGUUUUUCCUUCUUCGGGUCCAGUGGUAAAAAAUGGCCGGUCCUCUGGAAGUGCGGGUCAUUGUGAGGAAUUGAGGGGUCAGAGGGUGAAGAAGAGGAUGAGGACGACGAUCAAGAUGGCAACCAGCACAGCGAUGGCACACCACUGACGCCGACCUGCCCCACAACACAGGAAGUGGUCACAACGGCUGUGUGCGUGUGUGUGUGCGUGUGUUUGCGUUCGUUUGUAUGCAUAUGUGUGUUCGUUACGCACUGCUGGUCAUGUGCGAGACCUUCUCCAGCUUCUUGAGCACAGAGUCCAUACGGGUCGACGUCUGGUCCAUCUCAUCCGCAAAGUCUCCCAACAUGCUGGAAGGAAGCGUGAAGAUUUAAAAAAAAUAAUAUUAUACAAUUCCGACUUUAUUCUCAC
Phycodurus eques (leafy seadragon) is the source of this 805-nucleotide messenger RNA. RefSeq names its product WD repeat domain 83 opposite strand (gene wdr83os). The record is from RefSeq and is a predicted model, not a curated record. The transcript is spliced from 4 exons. Gene Ontology annotation, molecular function: protein folding chaperone. Lineage: Eukaryota; Metazoa; Chordata; Actinopteri; Syngnathiformes; Syngnathidae. Gene Ontology annotation, biological process: protein insertion into ER membrane. Gene Ontology annotation, cellular component: endoplasmic reticulum membrane. The coding region runs from base 127 to 426 and encodes 99 amino acids.